GACAUAUUCACGCACAGCACGAGAAAUCUACAAUACCACUCCUGUUCACGAGUUCUAUACGCAUGUGUUGAUAGUGGAGUGGGCAGCAAUUCUGGCGGUAAUGGGCCGGACACCUGCUUCCGGCGCCAUGCCAGAGACUACGGUGUGUAUUACUGAAUGGGCCUCGGAGAACAGCCAGCAAGUCCGAAUCCACAGCCUUGAGCUGAUUCCCAGCCGGUUGGAGUUGAACAAGAAGAUAAACGAUAUCCUAUGCGGUUCCGAACACUGUACCUUUGAAACAUGCGAUAUCAGAAACGCUCCCAAAGAUCUCCGCGACCACGAUUUCGUUUAUUUGAACGCCGCUAUAGGGUCCACCAUGCUGGAGAAAGAGAAUAUUCUUAUAGACAUUAUUGAACACGAGGCCGGGAGCCUUUGUUCUCACGCGCAGCACGGAUUCCCUGAAGACAAUGGCAUUUCCUCCGUCUCAGAUCCAAACACCCCGCAUCAUCAAGCGGUUAAGGCCGGUUCUGACGUGCCGCCUCGACGGCGAGGUAGGAAGGAACGCCAGCACGAGUUUCAUCAUCUCUAGAAUAAGUCGUAUCUUUAUGUAAUUAACACUGUCCACAACUUCCUCAAGACCCUAUACUUAGCAUCUUGGAUCUUGUAAGUCUGUUGC
Pseudomassariella vexata is the source of this 655-nucleotide messenger RNA. RefSeq lists its product as uncharacterized. NCBI's taxonomy places the organism in Eukaryota, Fungi, Ascomycota, Sordariomycetes, Amphisphaeriales, Pseudomassariaceae. The transcript has 2 exons. The record is from RefSeq and is a predicted model, not a curated record. The coding region runs from base 101 to 568 and encodes 155 amino acids.